Acanthoscelides obtectus is the source of this 222-nucleotide messenger RNA. NCBI's taxonomy places the organism in Eukaryota, Metazoa, Arthropoda, Insecta, Coleoptera, Chrysomelidae. The record is from the annotation of a GenBank genome assembly.
AUGAAUUUAAUGGUAUACACAGGACAAACAGAUGCGUAUGGAGGAGUUGGACAUACAGCAAAGGUUGUCUUAUAUUUGAUGAGAAAUUACCUAAAUGCUGGUCAUGCUGUAUUCAUGGACAACUUCUACAAUAGUUAUAGCUUAGCAAAAAAGUUACUUGAGGUGAACACUUACUGUACGGGGACCCUGAAAGCCGGAAGGAAAGACACUCCAAAAACAUAA